Messenger RNA from Syzygium oleosum, 1915 nucleotides. RefSeq lists its product as uncharacterized. The transcript has 3 exons. Bases 121 to 1695 code for a protein of 524 amino acids. Lineage: Eukaryota; Viridiplantae; Streptophyta; Magnoliopsida; Myrtales; Myrtaceae. The record is from RefSeq and is a predicted model, not a curated record. Gene Ontology annotation, cellular component: membrane. Gene Ontology annotation, molecular function: transmembrane transporter activity. Gene Ontology annotation, biological process: transmembrane transport.
ACCUCCCCUCGCUCGCGUGCCUCCAAAGAGAACUUCCUUCUUCCCUGGAAGGCGCAGAGAGAGAAGGAGAGAAGUUUCCGGUCCCCGCCGUUCUUGGAGCGGCGCUAGAACAGGAACACGAUGAAGCCGGAGACGCUGACGCUGACGCUGGUGCUGGUGAAUCUGGCGUCCAUAAUGGAGAGGGCGGACGAGUCCCUGCUCCCGGGCGUGUACAAGGAGGUGGGUGCCGCCCUCCACAUCGAUCCGACGGGCCUGGGGUCGCUGACGAUGUACCGAGCCAUCGUCCAGUCCGCUUGCUACCCGCUCGCCGCGUACCUUGCGACCCGCCACAACCGCGCCCACGUCAUCGCCCUCGGCGCCUUCCUCUGGGCCGCCGCCACCUUCCUCGUCGCUGUCUCCUCCACUUUCCUGCAGGUAGCGAUUUCAAGAGGCUUGAAUGGGAUCGGACUUGCGAUAGUAAUACCUGCGGUUCAGUCUCUUGUUGCAGACUCUACAAAUGAUAGUAGCCGUGGGAUGGCGUUUGGAUGGCUGCAGCUAACAGGCAACAUUGGCUCCAUAAUUGGGUCGCUGUGUUCUGUUUUAAUUGCCUCAACAUCCUUCCUGGGAAUCCCCGGUUGGAGAAUUGCUUUUCACCUGGUUGCCAUAAUAAGCGUCGUCGUCGGUAUUUUGGUGCGGCUUUUUGCUAACGAUCCUCGAAAUUCUGAUGACAAAAAUCUAGCUAAAGAUCGGAAUUCACUUACGUCCUUCUGGUCAGAACUUAAAGACCUGGUUAAAGAAGCGAAAUUGGUGAUGAGGAUCCCAUCUUUUCAGAUAAUAGUGGCUCAGGGCGUGUCCGGGUCAUUCCCGUGGUCAGCUCUUUCAUUUACUGCAAUGUGGUUGGAACUCAUUGGCUUCACUCACAAGACAACAGCAUUCCUCGUGACAAUCUUCAUUAUCGCUGGUUCUCUUGGUGGUCUUUUUGGAGGAUAUAUGGGGGAUAUUCUCGCCAAACGCUUGCCCAACUCAGGCAGAAUAAUCUUGUCGCAGAUAAGUUCUGGUUCAGCGAUUCCUUUAGCUGCGGUUUUGCUCCUAGCAUUGCCUGAUGACCCUUCCACAGCGUUCAUGCACGGUCUGGUUCUGUUUAUCAUGGGUCUGAUCAUAUCCUGGAAUGCCCCGGCUACGAACAAUCCGAUAUUUGCAGAGAUAGUCCCUGAGAAAUCCAGAACAAGCAUCUAUGCACUGGAUCGCUCUUUCGAGUCCGUCAUAGCAUCAUUCGCUACCCCAUUGGUUGGGAUUAUGGCUCGGCAUGUAUAUGGGUAUAAGCAACUUCCCAAGGGAUCAUCCGGCUCUGUAGAGAUAGAAACAGAUAGGGAAAACGCUGCAUCUCUUGCAAAAGCCCUUUACACAGCCAUCGGAAUCCCAAUGACAAUCUGUUGCUUUAUUUACUCUUUCCUCUACUGCACGUAUCCGAGAGAUAGAGACCGUGCAAGAAUGACUGUGCUGAUUGAAUCAGAAAUGCAGCAGAUGGAGGUCAAUAGCCCUCACUCAGAAGAAAAUCUGGACAACCUUGAUAUGGCAAAGUCGAACAGUGGUUAUGAGAAGGAUAGGAGCGUGAUCGACAUCGAUGACGGAAUGGAGGAAAGUAUCGACUUGGAUGAUAAUGACGAAAAAUCCUUGCUUUCGAGGCAGCUAACCUUUGCGGACGUCGAAGAAUAAUGAAAACCAGCAAUUCCUGGCUCUUCUAGGAAUCAUCAAAUCAACCAACUUUAGAGCACUCGUCUCUGUAAAAAGCUUUUCAUAUGGUAGGCAUUUCCGGGAUGUGAUCUUGACACUUCUUCAAGAGACGAUUAAUGUACGUGACUACUAUGAUAACUAUUCUUUUCCACUUCAUUAUUGUGUCAUCUCCAAGUCAAUGGAUUUCAGGCUGUUUAUCCUA